CUGACUGCGUGGUUACUACUAGUAGAAGUUAACUCCGUACGCGGAGGCAAUGUUCUCGUAAUAAUAUAAUAGAGUUAUCCGCUGAACCAAUCCAGGUACCCCGUAGAGUUACCAUUUAUUAUUCUUAUAGUUAUGUUUGGUUAUGUUGGUUAUGCACCCCGCGCCUUGGGUUUUAUCCUCCGCUAUGUUUAAGUUAUAUGCUGCUUGCUUGGCGGCGGAAAUAUUUCCAUCACGCCUUAACUAUCAUUAGUAAUAUUAAAUAAUCUCCGUGGCUUGUUUCUCACCAUCCCGCCAUGCCAUGGCCAAAAAGAAGAAGCCUGAUACAAAUCAACAACACGGACACAUGGAUGCAACAACGUUGGUUGGCUCACCCCCUUCACCCUUUCGCUGUGCCGAUGCCCCUGUGGUCGGUCCCAUGGUUCCAUAUUAAAUUCCUUUACUUCGAUAUCUUCGGAAUAGAGACUCGGGAUGGCCAUCAUGAUUCAUGUUUUCCCUCAAUCUCCCCCGCCUCCGCUCAGGGUAUCUGAGGUAAAAUAACUAUCACAGAACGUCAGUCUUGAGGGACAAAGCAGUCGAGAAAGACGUGAAUAGAAACACUCACUCACUCUACCGUGAAACUUCCAUACAUUUGAUCCUUCUUUUCGGCCACCACUGCUGCCGAGAUCUCAUUCCUAGGUUCUAGCUCCAGGCUAAAAGGUGCGCCAGACACUGGACCGGCGCCGGACACGCUUGGAAUUCGCCUUUCCCGGCGAUGCGGUCGUUCUUACUGGCUGCGCGCGCGGGCUAAGCCCCAUGAAUCCAUGAGCGAACCCCUCUCGCUGGGUGGGGAUGGUGCUGUCUGCUAUUUUUUUUUUUUUUUUUUUUAGACUGUUCGGCUAAUCCUCGAGGAGUGGGAACUGCAAAGAAGCCUAGGCUAAACAGCGGCCCUGGGAAUAUUUUGGGGGAACAGUGAAGGAGGAGAAUCGAAAUUAAAAAAAAUAUUGCGAAUAAUCGGUUUUGAGGAGAGGUCUUUUAUUUAGUAAGCGUCUGAAAUCGUGGGAAAUGGUUAUAAACCCUUUCGCGACUGCCGUUCGUUUCUUAAUUUUACUCUUUAUUUUACCUAUUUUGUUUUCAUUUCUUGUGGUUGGGAUAAGCUGCUGAACGUUAUUUUUUAUAUGUUGAUAUACUACGUAUACUCCACCAAUCUGAGCUGCUCAUCCUUUCCGCCCCCCAUUUUAUUACUAGCUAUACUACAUAGCGAUUAUAAUUUAUUACAAUAUCCCCCCGACUGAUGCAUCGGUUGAGCGCAAUCCCAUUCGGAGCUUUCCUGCUUGAUCAGUGACCUGUUCCGCUCGCCGCUUCCGUCGUUGGGACCAUACUACACUACCCUAGACCCAUUGCGAUAUAAACGCCUGCUCGCUCUCAGUUUCUCCUCUACAGGAAAACCCCUCCGCUGCCAGCUUCAUUAUUAUAUAUCUAACCCAUGUCCGACUCCGAGAAGUCGAGCUCGACCCCUGCAGAAAGCUUUGUUGGAGAAUCUCAGCAGCACGAUGGCAUUGACUCGGCCGCUUCUAGUGCCGAAUCGGCUUCGGAUAAAAGCAUAGAGAUUAUAGCGGAGGAUCACGAUGAUAUUAUCACUCCUCAGAUUACAAGGCAUUCGAUGCCGCCGCUGUCGAGAAAGAUCACCUCAGUCGGCACGACUGGUACCACAGAUCCCAAUUUUGAAGUCGACAUGGAAGAGAAUGACCCUACAAAUCCCAGAAAUUGGCCCUUGAGGGUUAAAGGAAUGUCAACGGCGUUCCUUUCGUGGAGUACAUUCACGGUAGUCCUAUAUUCGACCGGAUACACUGCAGGGCUGGCAGACAUAGCCAGGGAAUUCGAUGUCUCAGAGACCAUAGUGACGCUUGGCCUGACUUUCUACCUCAUUGGGCUCGCCAUUGGAUCCGUUAUCCUCGCCCCGCUGAGUGAGAUGUACGGCAGAAAGCCUGUUUCGGUCGGGAGCAUGUUUCUGUUCACCGUGCUGAUCAUACCAUGCGGACUUUGCACCUCUGUUGUUCAACUGAUUGUUCUGAGGUUCCUUGGGGCUGUGGCCGGAAGUGCUAUGGUUUCCAGUGCCCCCGGUUCAAUAGCUGAUAUGGUGGAUGAUGAACACCGCGCGUUGGCGUUCUCCAUUUGGAGUAUUGGGCCCCUGAAUGGACCUGUGUUUGGUCCCAUCAUUGGCGGAUACGUAACGCAAUACCUAGGCUGGAGAUGGACGAAUUGGCUGACGAUGAUUUUUGCCGGGGUAGCAUUGAUUUUCAUGUGCAUCAUGAAGGAAACAUACACUCCAGUGCUUCUCCAAAGGAAGGCCGCCCGCCUUCGAAAGGAGGAUGAUGAUCCCCGCUGGUGGAGCCGAUACGAUCAAAAAGCGUCCAUAACCGCCGUUCUUAAAGUCAACCUCAGCAGACCAUUCGUCAUGGCCGUCCUUGAGCCUAUCUGCAUAUUCUGGAAUUUCUACAUCGCCGUCGUUUAUGCAAUCCUCUACCUCUGCUUCGUCGCGUACCCAAUCGUCUUUCGUCAAAUCCGCGGAUGGUCCGUCGGCGAAUCGGGCCUCGCCUUCCUCGGCAUCGGCGUGGGUUCCCUUACAACCGUGGCUGUCGAGCCACUCCUCCGCCGCAUGAUAAACAGCCACAAACUCGACCCAGAGACGGGCAAAGUGCCUCCAGAAUCCAUGGUCUCCGUCGUUUGCAUUGCCGCAAUCCUAAUCCCCGCCGGCGAGCUCUGGUUCGCAUGGACCUGCGCACCCGCAACAAUUCACUGGAUCGCACCAAUCCUCGCUGGCAUCCCGUUCGGCGCGGGCAACACUGCCGUGUUCAUCUACGCAUCCAACUACCUAACGCACAGCUACGGGGUGUACGCCGCGUCAGCGAUGGCUGGGAAUUCGGUGAUGAGAAGUGUGCUUGGCGGUGUACUUCCGCUUGCUGGGCCGGCGAUGUAUGCGAAGCUAGGUCCCAAUUGGGCGAGCACACUCCUGGGCCUGUUGGAAAUUAUGAUUAUUCCGAUUCCGUUUGUGUUUUAUAAGUACGGACACAGGAUUCGGAUGAAGAGCGUGCUUAUUAAGACUAUGCAGGCGGAUAAGGCGAAAUUGGAUGGGAAGAGGCGGAAGAGGAUUGUGAACGGUGGGAGUAAAGAGAAGGACGGUAAGGAAGAAGGUGGCGGGGUGGUGGAGAAGGAAGUGGUUUGAAAGUGGAACCCCAUCUUAUCCUUUUCUUUUAGUUUUUGCAUCAGACAUGGCGUUCUUUCUCAUUUUUGGGUAUAUUUUCUGGCUAUACUCUAUUUGCAUAUAUACAUAUUGCAUCGAUGCGCGUUUUGGAUUUCAAAUCUUCUGGACAAAUUAGUUUAGGAGUAUAUAGGGGGGGUUGGAGGGAGGAGAGAGAAAGGAAUAUCACUAAAUACAACAUAGAUUUUAUAAUUUUAUUAUUAAUAUUCCCUUUUCUAUCUUCCUGGAGCAAGAUUGUAGCGGGGAUGCGUGCCAGCGUGUGUUUUGCGAUAGGAGAUCGGGAUCGAUGAAGACGCAUCUUCAUAUCUUCAUGCACCGUUUCGUCGUCGUCAAUCUGAGAGGAGCGAAGGAGGGAAAAAUUCAGCUCGG
This is a messenger RNA of Blastomyces gilchristii SLH14081, 3607 nucleotides long. RefSeq names its product MFS multidrug transporter. The record is from RefSeq and is a predicted model, not a curated record. The transcript is spliced from 4 exons. Gene Ontology annotation, biological process: transmembrane transport. Lineage: Eukaryota; Fungi; Ascomycota; Eurotiomycetes; Onygenales; Ajellomycetaceae. Gene Ontology annotation, molecular function: transmembrane transporter activity. Bases 1463 to 3202 code for a protein of 579 amino acids. Gene Ontology annotation, cellular component: membrane.